AUGUGGGGGGUCGGAGUGGCGACUAUAGUGACUGUGAUAUGGCGGUGGAACGUGGAUCGACGGCAUCCAGACGGUAGAAGGCAGCAAUCACUGCAGGAGGCGAGACAUAGGGCUCGUGGAGCGAUAGUACAAGUCUAUGAACGAUAUCGUUUGGGACUGCUGCCCAUCACGACGAGUACGGAAAAUAGGCUGCGAGUGGCGGGGGCAAUUGUCUCUCACUGCAGAGAAACGGAGAGACUGCUGGAUGCAGAGGAGAAGAUCAGGUACACACGGGUGGGAUUCUUUGACAGGGGGUCACACGGCAACCCGGUCCCAGGUGGAAGUGGAAGCGUCAUCGUCCAGACAAUGAUAGAUGGGGUGGGCAUGACCCCGGUGUGGGCAGCAGCUACAGCACUCGGCAGCAAAAGGAUGACCAACAAUGUGGCGGAGUUCGUCGCCUACACAGGGUUUUGGUUCCUGCGGCAGCCAGAGGAUGGAGAAACUUGCACAUAG
Molecule: messenger RNA, 492 nt
Organism: Phytophthora megakarya
Lineage: Eukaryota; Oomycota; Peronosporomycetes; Peronosporales; Peronosporaceae
Source: the annotation of a GenBank genome assembly